AUGUCUUCACAACUGCCUGAUAAAUUGCUAGACAAACUCGCAACUCUAGACAAGACCAUUCUCUCAUUCUGGCAACACAAACAGCAAUCCAUUCGACAAUUCAAACACUGGUUCGAUUUAUCGGUGGAACCUUAUGUUUCUAUUGAGGAUUUUCCAACCCUAUUGAAAACCAUCUCAUCAGGAAAUGUUUUCUGUGGCAGAGAAAAAUUGUGCGGUUCUGAAUGUUAUGAAAGGAUUGUGAAACAUUUGGGUGAUUAUGUAAAAUUAGUAAGAGAGUUGUUUCCAGAGUCGAAUGUUAGGAUAUUUGAUGAUGAAUAUUAUGCAGAUUCGUGGGAAGGAGGUUUUGGAUCAUCGGAAGUGGUAUUUAUGGUAGAGGGAAAGUUUGCCUUGUUCUUUUGGGAGAAGGGUGAUUGGUAG
Naegleria gruberi is the source of this 417-nucleotide messenger RNA. RefSeq lists its product as uncharacterized. The record is from RefSeq and is a predicted model, not a curated record. Bases 1 to 417 code for a protein of 138 amino acids. NCBI's taxonomy places the organism in Eukaryota, Heterolobosea, Eutetramitea, Acrasida, Naegleriidae. The transcript has a single exon.